GAGAGGAAGCGAGCAACAGCAGGCACUUGCUGGCUCACGUUUCCUUUGGGGAUAUUUAAAAACAUAUAUUUUGUAGCAAAUUACAGUCAUAUGUAUGAAUUCCCCCCCCUAUUUUUAUACUCUGGUUUUGACUUUUUUUUAAUUUAAAUAAACCUGACAAAGGAUUGGCGGUAGCUUGCUAGCUCGUCAACAUUGAAAACACGAUUUGUCCUCUUACAAAACCCCGAAUAAGAAGCUCAACGACGUUUGUUAAAAUAUACAUAUAUUUUUUAUUUAUUGCACAGGUAACGAAGCACUUCCGCGUGUUUUAUAUCGUGUAAUUGCUGCUGUCAAUGUUAAACGCGAUAGCUAGCGAUAAAGUGAACGACAGCCAGGCUCAGGAGAGAAUGACGGCUGUUCAGCUAAUGAAUAUCCAGCGACUAUUGGAAGCCGCGGAAUAUCUGGAAAGGAGAGAAAGAGAGUGUGAGCACGGAUAUGCUUCGACGUUUCCUUCAAAUCAGGACACAAACUACCAGAGGCAAAGGAAAUUCCGAAAUAAGAAAUUCAGCAGUAACCAUAACAGGUCCACACACAACGAGUUGGAGAAGAAUAGACGGGCUCACCUGCGGCUGUGUCUGGAGCGCUUGAAGGCCCUCAUUCCGCUGGGACCGGACUGCAGCCGCCAUACCACCCUGGGCCUCCUCAACAAAGCCAAAGCACAUAUAAAGAAACUUGAAGAAGCAGACAGGAAAAGCCAGUACCAGCUGGAGUCUCUGGAGCGUGAGCAGAGGCACCUCCAACGCCAGCUGGAGCUGCUGAGAGGCGGCGGAGGUGCGGUCGUGGAGGGCGAGAGGAUACGCAUGGACAGCGUGGGCUCCACUCUCGGCUCUGAGCGCUCCGACUCCGACCAAGAAGAGAUUGAGGUGGACGUGGAGAGCACGGAGUUCUCCCACGGAGAGCUGGACAGCCUGAGCACGGCAAGCACCAGCGACCUGGACGACCACAGCAGCCUGCAGAGCAUGGCCAGCGACGAGGGAUACUCCUCCUGCAGUGUCAAACUUGCCUUCUCCUCCUAGAAGCGACCCACCACCACCAACACCUUCCUCCUCCUCCUGCUUCCCUCCCAUCUGGUGUAUCCAUGCACCCAUCCAGCCAUGCCCACAGGCAUCUGUUCACCUGCUUACAGCGUUCCCAUCACCAUGCAGCUGAUGCCGCAAGAUGGCGCCAAAACAAUAUUUUUAUUGCUUUGGCUUGAGCACAAAAACAGCCAAAAGGUGAGUUUUUCAGCAAAUAAUGGAGAAUAGGUCCCCCCUCCCAAAAAAAAAAAAAAAAAAAAAAAAAAAGAAAAAACAGUGAAUGACAAAUAUGCGGGAGAACACUGUAUUCAUAUGUUCUCAGUGUAGCCGGUUUGGGUUUAGAGCCAUUUGACAUAGUGAAAUCUUUAUCAAUCGCCGGUAUCUAGAAAUGCUGUGCGCCAAGGAGUAAAGUGACUCCUGAAAUGCAGGACGACAGAUUUACAUGAUGCAUCACAGUCAUAUCGGAGCUUUUAUUUGGGCCAACGCUAAAGUAGGAAGGAGUAAUUGGAUAGUAUGCGUGUUCUAUUGGGAAGCCGGUCCCUUUAUGAACUUUAAAAAACAAAAAAGGAAAUUAUUUUUACAUGACACGACAUCAUCAUUUAAUGCAAAUUAUUUUGCGGCUCACGGACCCCAGUUUGAGGACCCCUGAUGUAAAAAAACAUGCAAUUUGGUGGCAAAAUACUCCCGAUAUUUAAAACCCACACAUACAACCGCAAAUGUGACCCAAAAUGCACUUAAACUCUAUUUGAUAUUUAAGUCGCUCUAAGCUGAUGGGUGCUUCAGCGUUGGGCCAGGCCAAUGGAAAGCACACGGUGCGGUGACAUCACCCGAUGCCGCCAAAGACGCCAACUCUGUCUCAUCUUAUCUUGGACACUUGAAUCGGUGCUAUUGCGCAACUCCUCCAUCAGCUUCGAAAGCAAAAGCGUCUGCUUUCACACGCUAGCACGGACCAAGACGACAACGACACAAAAGUCAUUCCUGUUGAAUGUGGGUGCUCGGCGUGCUCUCUCACGCUCUCUUUCCCUCUCGACAAGCGACGAGCUAUCCUGCACUUAAAUACUUUCCAGCUGACGCGGCACAAACAGCAACAAGAAACUUUGGGAAUAGACGUCCACCUUCACUCCAGCAGUAACAAGCAAUAAAUCUUCAUCUUAUCUCCCUUUGUGACCGUCCAAAAAGAAGCAAAGUCAUGUUUUAUUUUUUUUCUUUGUACAUACAAAUAGCUUCAUAAAUUAAUGUGAAAGAUGAAAAAAAAAGGUAGAGCUCAUGGAUAGAACUUCUCCUCUGUUGCUGACUUGUGUUUAUUGUGCAUUUGAUAGUCCAUAUUUGGAAGCGCGGUGGGUGUAGCUUGGACAAUGUUACUUUUUGCUGGUUGACAUCCUACAAGUUAUUUAUUGUGUUGCUGUCUUGUGCUGCGCUAGGUUAUGGGAUGGAGGCUCCAGAGUUUAAAUUAUUAUACGUGAUAUACUCGUGGCGUGUGUGUGAGUGUGUGUGUGGUGUGUGCGUGUGUGUGUGUGUGUGUGUGUGUGUGUAUGGCAUUCUACUGGUGGUCAGGUGAUCCCAAGUUUCGGGGUAAAGAAAACGGGUUGUCAAAGUUAGCCAUCCCAACUCCACUGGCAUUAAGAAUUGCACUUCGCCCACUGUUUUUUUUUCUUUUCCGCCCUUUUGAUUUUUCACCUAAUUUUGAAUAUUUAUUUCUCCAUCCCUCCAAGAACAGACUUAAUGAGGGAAAAAUAACUUAUUGUUGUCCUGUUUUACUUUGACUUCACUUUCAAUUCCUCAUUCCUUAUUUUUAGAAUUAUGUGUUUUAUGUUUUAUUGGUCUUUUGGGGGAAUUGGGGUAGAACAUAAUGUAGCCAUUUUCUUUUGCUUUUGAAGUUUAUUCAAUGGACACUUGAAAUGUAAACGGCCCCAAAGCUGCUCCUAGUUGCUGAGCCUGUUUCGAGUCACCUGUCUUGUUUGGAGGUUGACCCCCACCCUGCAGCCCCACACUACAUACCGUAAUUUAUCGUGUAUAAUGUGCACCCAUGUAUAAUACGCACACCCCCAACACUCAAAAUUCUGGAAAACCCUUCUACCUAUGUAUAAUGCAUUUUUACUAUGCAUGAUUUUGCUUCUACCCAUAUGAUCAAAACCUGAAGUAUUAUCUAUAUUUUGUUAGUUUUUUCAAAUAAUUAUUCUGAAGUUAAGCACUUGAUUUGAACACUUAAUCCUUUUUUUAAUUUACUUGCUCUUAUUUUGAAAUUCACAGCCCUACUUUUAUUUAAUAAAUAAGAAAGCACACAGUUGUGCUCAUAUGUUUAAUUACCCAGGCAGAAUUUGUAAGAUGGGUACAAUUCUUUAAAGAAAACAUGAAGGACCAGGCGAAACACAUUUUAUUUUAUUUUAAUGGGAUUCAAAUUAAACGGUCAAGAAUUUCAGAAAAGCAUUAUCGUUAAACAAAACGUAACCAUAAAGAAAUUGAUGGGUGUUGUUCAAUCAUUCAGUCAUAUUUAACAAAUAAAUAAGUUAAAAAAAUGAUUUCACAAAUUUUGCCAGGCAAUGUAAACUUAUGAGCACAACUGUACAUAUAUGCAGUCAUACGUACCCCUGUCAUAUUGGAAUGAAAGUGUAGGCUACACUUUUUUUAUAACCACUCGGUGGCGGUAGCAUUUUGGAAUGACAGUGUCCAUCUUUUUCAUAACCACUAGAUGGCGGCAUACAUUUAUAAAAUGUGAAUUCUUUUUUCCCCCCAUUUGCCCCUAUAUCUAUGUAUAAUGCGCACUAUUGACUUUUGACAGUUUUGGGGGGGAAAUACAGUGCGCAUUAUACACGAGAAAUUACGGUACUCACAUCCACAUGUUAUACAACUGGACUGGCUUCCAGCCUGCCAAUCCAGUGGAAAAUAUUGUGUGUGUGUUUGUGAGGAGGUAAAGCUGAGGGAGGCGGGUCAUCGCCACAGGCAUAUGUUGAGCCAGCUUCUACCCAAACUGGGGUCUUCAUAAUGCCACUUUCCUCUUACAAGAGGAUUGUAUUAUUGACUAGGCUUGUCUUUUUAGUUGAUAACACGUGUCUUACACUUACAGCACCUCCAUAAAGGGAUUCAACAGAAAAAACAAGUAGAGUUUGAGCUUGUUGGACUUGUUGGCACUUAAUCAGAGUGACCACUGGUGUUGGAUCCGACUCACAAAAAUGCCAAAACCACGUCAGAACACCUCAGUGUCCUCGCUCUCUCUUUCUAUCUCGCUUUCUUUCGGUGUCUGUCUGAAGGACAGUUUAGAUUAAUUCUGCCCCUCUGAGACUUUUUAGCCAUCUCUGUUUCCAUGUCCUCCUCACGUUGCUUUGACAAACCUUUGCUGUCACAUCUUGUAAGUUGACUGUCUGAAAGUUCAAGGUGUGUCAGAACGUUUUCAGGACUGGUGUCACAAAAGUUUCCUUUCCCUUUCAAUGUGGAUCAGUUUAUCAACCAGCACAUCUACAAAGACAUCCUCCGGUGUUUGCGGCGUCCAGUUCCCCAAAAGAGGCGAGAGUUGCGGCAGGAUAACUCGACAAUGCGCCCGCUCACGAUGGCCUGAGCAUCCGAUAGUUCCUGGCUGAGAUGAACAUCACCUUGCUGAAGUAACCCCCCCAACUCACAUGACCUGGCUCUGAGUGAUUUUGUAUUUGAUUCCCCUUCCCAAGCUCAAGGAGGUCAUCAAGGCUACCGGUUACGAAGAGGGCCGUGACGAAAGCUGCAGAGGAUGCCUAAAGAAUCCUUUCAGAAAGAAGUACAUGAAGGCAGGGAAAGUGUUUUGGACUCCAGGGGGAUUACUACGAAAGAGAGAGAUUUUAGAUUGGAUUUGAAAUGACAUAUUUUGUGACAUUCGUCCUGGAACCUUUCUGACAAACCUUGUAUAUUUUUUACAUCUGUGCUGAGAGUUUGAGAGUUUGGUUCCAAACAAGCAACUUUGAGUGUGAGGUAACUUUGCAGGUGGGCUCUGCUGUGCUUUUAAUAUUCUAGGCAGCCCCAAAGAAAGUGGAUGUUGCAGUGUUUUUUGCUUUUCUUUUGGGAAACCACAAUCCAUUCCAGUGUCGGUGAGGAAAACGGGUCCACGAGGUGAAGUUAAGGCAACGAAACGAGUCCCUUGUGGGGAGUCGUCGUGUUCUGAACCUGUGACCAUCCUUUGUAAAACAUGCACUCUGAUGAACGUGUUUUUCUUGCAAAGUUGGAAAUGCAAUACUUAGAAUAAAAACAAGAUUUUCAAACCUGAACCACUGACUUGACCUUUACAUGACCUGGACAUCCCUGUGGUUGAUGCUUAGAGUGCUUUAAGUUUAGGAAGUAUUUUAAAAUUACACCCAUUUUAUGCUCAGUACCUUUUUAUCAACCUCCAAAUGUAACUAUUGUUUUUAAUGCUAGGGUGAAAAUAAUUUUAGAACUUUACAUACACUAUAUCCAAAGACACUUUCUCACUGCCAUGAAAUCAGACCAAACUUUUCCUCUUUUUUUAAGGUUAAUUAGGCUUACCAAAAUGAUUUAUUGUUGCUAAAUGCCCGAAAAAUGAGAGGAUUUUUUUCCCUGGCAAUUUUCCAU
Messenger RNA from Phycodurus eques (leafy seadragon), 5606 nucleotides. RefSeq names its product max interactor 1, dimerization protein (gene mxi1). The record is from RefSeq and is a predicted model, not a curated record. Gene Ontology annotation, molecular function: DNA-binding transcription factor activity, RNA polymerase II-specific; RNA polymerase II cis-regulatory region sequence-specific DNA binding; protein dimerization activity. NCBI's taxonomy places the organism in Eukaryota, Metazoa, Chordata, Actinopteri, Syngnathiformes, Syngnathidae. The transcript has 6 exons. The coding region runs from base 333 to 1055 and encodes 240 amino acids. Gene Ontology annotation, biological process: regulation of transcription by RNA polymerase II.